CUAGGAGGUGUCCUAAGGAGGCUGACAGGAGGAGUCUUAAAGGUCUCUCUUUUCAGCCACUGGCAGUGAUCUGACUCUGGGCUGAAGGGGUUUGGAAAAACAAAAAACACCAGAAAGAUCUUUUAGCUUUCUUUCACGCUCACGACCAAGACUCUAACCCUGCUGCUUCUCCUGCUGCUGUCACAGCCUGAAAAGAACCUGGGAACAUCACACUGGGUGGGGAGGGAUUUUUGCUUUUCUUCUAGAGAGGCGGAGGGGGAGCGCAAAAAUUUAAGGACAGAAACAUCUCUCUGGAGGCUGUGAAGAGGAGGUCUUCAGGAACAAGAAGGGACGGACUUUUCAUUCUUCUAUCACCCAAAGGAAAUCUUAAAUUGCUCUGCCAAGUGUAUGGGACUUAACUUCUUGAACUGCGCUGUACUGUUUAAGGUAAAUUAUGACCACUUUACUCUUAGUGUUGUUCAGUUUUCGAGUCAUCACUGCAGCCAUCUCUGUGGAAGUUUCAGACCAUGGCAACUCACUGAGUGUGAGCAUCCCAGAGCCUUCUCCCCUUCGUGUCCUCCUUGGGAACUCUCUCACCAUCCCUUGCUAUUUCAUUGACCCUGUGCACCCUGUGACGACGGCCCCUUCCACACCCCCACUCUCCCCCCGGAUCAAAUGGAGCCGCCUCUCGGAGGAGAAGGAAGUGGUCCUUUUGGUAGCCACGGAGGGGCGUGUGCGGGUCAACAGUAACUACCAGGACAAGAUCUCAUUGCCCAAUUACCCUGCCAUCCCCAGUGACGCUACGCUGGAGAUCAACAACCUUCGCUCCAAUGACUCGGGCGUCUACCGCUGCGAGGUGAUGCAUGGCAUCGAGGACAGCCAGGCUACCCUGGAGGUCCUUGUGAAAGGCAUCGUGUUCCAUUACAGAGCCAUCUCUACCCGCUACACCCUGGAUUUUGAGAAGGCACAGCAGGCUUGCCUACAGAAUAGUGCCGUCAUUGCCACCCCUGAGCAGCUGCAGGCUGCCUAUGACGAUGGCUACCACCAGUGUGAUGCUGGCUGGCUGGCUGAUCAAACUGUCAGAUACCCUAUCCACAGCCCCCGUGAAGGCUGCUAUGGAGACAAGGAUGAAUUCCCUGGAGUAAGGACUUAUGGCAUCCGAGAUACCAAUGAGACCUAUGAUGUGUACUGCUUUUACUGCUUUGCAGAGGAGAUGGAAGGGGAAGUCUUUUAUUCUACAUCCCCGGAGAAAUUCACCUUCCAAGAGGCAGCAAAUGAGUGUCGGCGCCUGGGAGCCCGGCUGGCAACCACUGGGCAGCUGUACCUGGCCUGGCAAAGUGGAAUGGACGUGUGCAGUGCUGGCUGGCUGGCCGACCGCAGUGUCCGAUACCCCAUCUCGAAGGCACGUCCUAAUUGCGGGGGCAACCUCCUAGGGGUAAGGACUGUGUACCUGCACGCCAAUCAGACAGGCUAUCCGGACCCCUUAUCCCGCUACGAUGCCAUCUGCUACACAGGGGAGGACUUUGUUGGGAUCAUACCAGAGAGUUUUACUGACGAGCUGAGCAGUGAGGGGGAGAUCACUAUUCAGACAGUCACUCAGCCCGAUGUGGAACUGCAGCUGCCUCAAAAUGUCACCAAGCAGGAGUCCCGAGGCAGCAUCAUCACCUCAGAGAGUGUCAUCACUCCUACUGGGCUUGAGCCUGAGGAAGCCUUCACUUGGACACUGGGUGGCACAGGCUACCCAGAGUUGGAAAAUGAGACCGAGGAGGCCACCAGACCAUGGGGCUUCCUUCCAGAGGUCACUGCUUCUUCCCGUGAUGCUCUUUUCCCCAGUGAAGUAACAGAGGGGGCUGCUACUGUCACCCCUGAGCUGGAACCUGCCACAGCCUUCACAAGAGAGGACUUGAUUGCACUGGUAACAGCUGUUCCAGAAGUUGCUGCUGUCCCACUCUCACCAACAGGUGUUGUGUUCCACUACCGUCCAGGCUCCACCAGAUAUUCUCUCAGCUUUGAAGAGGCCCAACAGGCCUGUAGGGCCACGGGAGCUGUCAUCGCUACACCAGAACAGCUACAGGCAGCCUAUGAAGCUGGCUAUGAACAAUGCGAUGCUGGCUGGCUGCAGGACCAGACAGUCAGAUACCCCAUUGUGAGUCCCCGGACCCCGUGUGUCGGAGAUAAGGACAGCAGCCCAGGGGUCAGGACCUAUGGCCUACGCCCAGCAUCAGAGACCUAUGAUGUAUACUGCUAUGUAGACUGGCUACUGGGUGAGGUGUUUUUUGCCACUCGACCGGAGCUGUUCACCUUCCAAGAAGCCCAAGAAUACUGCAAAGAACACAAUGCCACCCUGGCUUCUACAGGGCAGCUUUAUGCCGCCUGGCGCCGGGGCCUGGACAAAUGCCAUGCUGGCUGGCUGGCAGACGGCAGCGUCCGCUAUCCUAUCAUCACUCCCCGCUCUGCAUGUGGUGGGGAUAAACCAGGUGUUAGAACUGUCUACCUGUACUCCAACCAGACUGGCUUUCCUCAUCCCCUAUCCCGGCACCAUGCUUUCUGUUUCCAAGCUGGGCCCUCUCUGAAGGAAGGAGAAGGUGGCACACAGGUCUCCAUUAUUGAUGAAGAGCUGAUUCCAACUCAGGUGGCUCCAAAGGAGGGGGAGGUCCUAUCCAGAGGAGAAUUUGAUAUUACUACUGUACCUGAGAAUCAGACAGAGUGGGAAACAGAAUUUUUUCCAACAAAUGCUUCAUUACUCUCAGCAAGUCCUUCAUCUUGGCCUCUCACUAGUGCUGUUCCAGAAGAAAGUACUGGAGAGCCUUCUUUCAGUGGAGUAACUUCAGCCUCUGGUGAAGCAUCUGGUAUUCCAGUUGUGGGACUUCCAGAUGUGAGUGGCAUUGGGGAGCCAUCAGCCUCUGGAGAGCCAUCUGGUGUUCCAGAUGUGAGUGGCACCGGGGAACCAUCAGUCUUUGGAGAGCCAUCUGGCAUUCCAGAUGUGAGUGGCAUUGGGGAACCAUCAGCCUCUGGAGAGCCAUCUGGUGUUCCAGAUGUGAGCGCCAGUGGGGAACCAUCAGCCUCUGGAGAGCCAUCUGGUGUUCCAGAUGUAGGAGUUCCAGAUGUGAGUGGCACGGGGGAACCAUCAGUCUUUGGAGAGCCAUCUGGUGUUCCAGAUGUAGGAGUUCCAGAUGUGAGUGGCACUGGCGAACCAUCCGUGUUUGGAGAGCCAUCUGGUAUUCCAGAUGUGAGCGCCAGUGGGGAACCAUCAGCCUCUGGAGAGCCAUCUGGUGUUCCAGAUGUAGGAGUUCCAGAUGUGAGCAGCACUGGCGAACCAUCAGUGUUUGGAGAGCCAUCUGGUAUUCCAGAUAUGAGCGCCAGCGGGGAACCAUCAGCCUCUGGAGAGCCAUCUGGUGUUCCAGAUGUAGGAGUUCCAGAUGUGAGUGGCACCGGCGAACCAUCAGUGUUUGGAGAGCCAUCUGGUAUUCCAGAUGUGAGUGCCAGCGGGGAACCAUCAGCCUCUGGAGAGCCAUCUGGUGUUCCAGAUGUAGGAGUUCCAGAUGUGAGUGGCACUGGUGAACCAUCAGUGUUUGGAGAGCCAUCUGGUGUUCCAGAUGUGAGAGGCACUGAGGAACCAUCAGCAUCUGGAGAGCCAUCUGGUGUUCCAGAUGCAGGAGUUCCAGAUGUGAGUGGCACCGCCGAACCAUCAGUGUUUGGAGAGCCAUCUGGUAUUCCAGAUGUGAGUGCCAGUGGGGAACCAUCAGCUUCUGGAGAGCCAUCUGGUGUUCCAGAUGUGAGAGGCACUGAGGAACCAUCAGCCUCUGGAGAGCCAUCUGGUGUUCCAGAUGUAGGAGUUCCAGAUGUGAGUGGCACUGGCGAGCCAUCUGGUGUUCCAGCUGUUGGCACUCUGGAUGUGAGUGGCAGUGGGGAACCAUCGGCUUCUGGAGAACCAGUCACUGUUACAGGUGUUGGAAUUCCAGAUGUGAGUGGAAGUGGGGAGCUGUCAGCCUCUGGGGAGCCAUCUGGUGUCCCAAGUGUUGGAGUUCCAGAUGUGAGUGGCACCGGGGAACCAUCAGUCUUUGGAGAGCCAUCUGGUAUUCCAGAUGUGAGUGGCACUGGGGAAUCAUCAGCUUCUGGAGAACCAUCUGGUAUUACAGAUGAGAGUGGAGACUUCAUUGCUAGUGGAGAAGCUUCAGGAGAGUUUGAAACAAGUGGGCAGCCCUCUGAGGGUAGUGUAAGUGGAUUGCCUUCUGGUGGCCUGGAUUUCAGUGGCCUUUCAUCUGGAGAGGGCUCUGGGUUACCUGAGGAGAGUGGAUCAGCUUCAGGGGAAACAGAUAUAAGUGGCUGGUCUAUCCCUACUGAAGUAAGUGGACUGCCUUCAGGAGAUGACUUAGUUGGGUCUGCUUCUGAACAUUUGGACCUAGGGGGACUGCCUUCUGGAACUCUAGGGAGUGGUCAAACUCCAGAAACAAGUGGCUUGCCAUCUGGAUUUAGUGGUGAGCACUCUGGGGUGGACUUUGGAAGUGGCCUCUCAUCUGGACUGCCUGAUUUAAGUGGAUUUCCAUCCGGGUUCCCAACUGUCUCUCUUGUUGAUACUACUUUGGUGGAAGUGGUCACAGCAACCACUGCCAGUCAAUUGGAAGGGAAAGGAACCAUUGGAAUUAGCGGUCAAGGAGAAAUAUCUGGGCUGCCAUCUGGAGAGUGGGACAUUAGCGGAGGAGCUAGUGGACUACCUUCAGGAACUGAGCUCAGUGGACAAGCAUCAGGAUUGCCUGAUACCAGUGGGGAAACAUCUGGAAUAUUUGGAAUAAGUGGGCAGGCAUCUGGAAUUCCCGAAGCCAGUGGAGAAACAUCAGGACUAUUUGAGGUCAGUGGGCAUGCAUCUGGAACUCCUGAGGCCAGUGGAGAAACAUCUGGAAUAUUUGGGAUCAGUGGACAGGCAUCUGGCUUCCCUGAUGCCAGUGGAGAGACAUCAGGGAUUUUUGACUUAACUCAGAAGCCAUCUGAAGUACCCCCUCUCAGUGGUCAACCCUCUGGAUUACCCGAUGUCAGUGGAGAAAUAUCUGGAGUAUUUGAGCCCAGUGGAGAGCCUUCUGGUAUAACAGAUAUCAGUGGGGAGACAUCUGGAGUAUUAUUUGGCAGUGGGCAACCAUUUGGAGAAACUGAUCUCAGUGGAGCAACAUCUGGAGUAUUUGAUAUCAGUGGGCAACCAUCUGGAGUUCCUGGGUUCAGUGGUGACACAUCUGGAAUCUCUGAUCUGAGUGGGGUGGGUGAUCUUAGUGGUUUGAUUUCUGGGACUGUAAGUGGCAGUGGUGAAUCUACCAGUGUUACAUUUGUUGAUACUGGUUUUGUUGAAGUCACCCCAACUACAUUCAGGGAAAAAGAAGAAGGUUUAGGCUCUGUGGAAAUAAGCGGCUUUCCUUCUGGGGAGGCAGAUCUAUCAGGUAACUUCUCUGGAAUUGUAGACUUCAGUGGACAAUCUUCUGGAAUCGUAGAAUCCAGUGGCCUUGCUUCAGGUGCCCCAGAAUUUAGUGGCCUGCCAAGUGGAUCGGUGGAGUUCAGUGGAGAACCUUCAGGAGCAGGGAUUGGAAGUGGCCUGCCAUCUGGAGAAUAUGACAGCAGUGGACUUUCAUCUGGUUUUCCCACAGUAUCUCUCAUGGAUAGAACUUUGGUUGAAUCUGCAACCCCAACUCCAACAGCAGAAGAGGCAGCAGAAGGACCUUCUGGGGUUUUAGAAAUUGGUGGAACUCCUUCGGGAGAAACAGAAGCCUCUGGGGAAAUAUCUGGAAGUGUGGAUCUCAGUGGGUCACAGCCAGGGUUGAUAGAGACCAGUGGAGAGUCAUCAAGCAUACCAUCUUUCAGUGGUGACUUUUCAGGGGUCACUGAUGUAAGUGGAGAAUCAUCAGCAGUCACCAGCAGCAGUGGAGAGGCCUUGGGAUUUCCAGAAGUCACUUUGAUUACCACAGAUUUCGUGGAAGCAGUUACUAAACCAACGGUUUCGCAGGAACUUGGUGAAGGAUCUACCGUGACACUCCCUUAUUUUGUUGAGUCCAGUGGGGAAUCCUCUGUUGCUGGUGAGUUCAGUGGAAUGUCAACAACCCAUGAAACUGAGGUAGGGGCAUCAGCAGUUCCCGAGGUGAGUGGUGAGUUAUCAGCAUAUCCUGAGGCAUCUGCAGUUCCUGACGUAAGUGGCACAACAUCCGCAUUUUAUGAAACUGACCAUGGCAUGUCUUCAUCAUCGAAUGGAAGUGGAGAAACAUCUACUUUCCAGGAAGUGACCAGUGAACCAUCCUCCACACCUGACCUGAGUGGAGACUCAUCAGCCUUUCAUGGGAUCUCUGAGGAAACAUCUGCCACACAUGAUAUUAGUGGAGAGACAUCCAGCACCCAAGAUGUGGACUUAGAAACAUCAUCUGUGCCUCUGGCUAGUGGUGAAUUCCCUGUGAGUCUUGAAGACAGGACCGAAGCCAGUGGGGAAGCUUUUGGACUCCCAACUCUGCCUCUGCCAGAUGUUUCAGGUGAAACCUCUUUGCCAGACAGAGUCAUCAGCACCAGUGCUUCAGAGACUGAAUUCAGGCAUCAAACCCAGAGCCCUGAAGAGGCUCAAACAGAAAUUGAGUCUUCUAGUCCCAUAGUAUCAGGGGAAGAGACUGAAAGAGCUGGAACAGUCCCUUCCCCUACAGACACUUCCACUGCAUCUCAAGCUUCCUCAGACAAGAGAGAACAAUCAGAAUCCACAACUGAAGCCACCCCUAGGUCAUGUGCUGAAGAGCCAUGUGGAGCUGGGACCUGCCAGGAGAGGGAGGGAAGUGUCAUCUGUCUAUGCCCCCCUGGGUAUAUGGGCAAUCGCUGUGACAUAGACAUCGAUGAAUGCCACUCAAACCCCUGUCUGAAUGGAGGUACCUGCGUGGAUGGCAUCGACUCUUUCACAUGCUUAUGCCUUCCCAGCUACGGAGGGGACCUGUGUAAGAUCGACCAGGAGAUUUGUGAAGAGGGCUGGACCAAAUUCCAGGGACACUGUUACCGGCACUUCCCGGACCGGGAAACCUGGGUAGAUGCCGAGAGCCGAUGCCGACAGCACCAGUCUCAUCUGAGCAGCAUUGUCACACCUGAAGAGCAGGAGUUUGUCAACAACAAUGCCCAAGACUACCAAUGGAUUGGACUCAAUGACAGAACUAUCGAAGGUGAUUUCCGUUGGUCAGAUGGACACCCCUUGCAAUUUGAGAACUGGAGACCCAACCAACCAGACAACUUCUUUGCCACUGGGGAAGACUGCGUAGUGAUGAUCUGGCAUGAGAAGGGUGAAUGGAAUGAUGUCCCUUGCAACUAUCACCUGCCGUUCACGUGUAAAAAGGGCACAGUGGCUUGUGGAAACCCUCCUGCAGUUGAACAUGCUAGGACCUUUGGACAGAAAAAGGAUCGGUAUGAAAUCAACUCAUUGGUCCGAUACCAAUGCAAGGAGGGCUUUGUCCAGCGCCAUGUGCCCACAAUCCGAUGCCUACCUAGUGGAAACUGGGAAGAGCCACAGAUAGCCUGCAUAGACUCGACCACCUAUAAGAGACGACUACAAAGGCGGAACUCUCAGCCUCAGCGCAGCAACGUCCACAGCACAGCCCACUAGACAGGAAAAUCCCCCCCAGAGAGCCAAAAAGGACAGAAUGAGCUGACAGACCUUACGGAACUGACACUAUUUCACGGAGUCAUUGUCACCUUCUUGUUGCUUUCUGUCAUAUAAGGAAUUACAUUAAAAAGGAAAAAAACCCACAUCAUGUAUAUACCCACCCCCCAAAAAUCAUCCCCCAAAAUACUUUGUUUUAUUUUCUUUUCACAAAACACUAAAGCAAAAAAACUAGAUUCCAGUCACAUAUUUUUCCCCACAGUCUGAGUUCAGAUACUUUUCUUCAAUUUCAUGUUGUGCCUAUUUCAGGGACCAGGGCAGGGAUGGGGGGGAGGAGGGGACACGGGGAGGGGGUUAAAUUAAAUAAAGAAGAUUAUUUUUUGUUUCCUGAUUUUAUCCAAGAACAAUGUAAUUAUUUGUUAUUUAAUCUCCAAGAAGGGCUAGCAGAGGGAGAGGGAAAGUGGGAUCACGUGGAUGUUCCAGAGCCAGAGGACUUGGAGAAUGCUGAACUAGUAUACUAGUGAACUGUAAUUGAAUGUAUCAGAAGUGAAGGGGGUAGAAAGGGUAGGGGGUCUGUGAUAAGGGGAGGGGGAAGAGGGAGGAAGGUGCAUGGGGAGGGCAAGAUGGAAGGAGAAGCUCAAAGGAGGAUGGGUUCUGGGGCUGGUUCCACUCUAUGACUAAUUAGCUUCUCUGGCUUCCUCUCACCACCAAUUUGCCGUCACAGCCAGUGUCACAGCAGGGUUGGGGGGCACUCCUGAUCCAAGGUUCGAGCGUCACCCCCCGGGACCGUGCAGGCCACCAUGGUUCCGUGCACCUAUUUAUAUUUUUGAAAACUGACAAUGAUGAUAAUAAAAAAAAAUUGGAAGAGUC
Phascolarctos cinereus (koala) is the source of this 8449-nucleotide messenger RNA. NCBI's taxonomy places the organism in Eukaryota, Metazoa, Chordata, Mammalia, Diprotodontia, Phascolarctidae. The record is from RefSeq and is a predicted model, not a curated record.